Messenger RNA from Centruroides sculpturatus (bark scorpion), 1275 nucleotides. RefSeq names its product eukaryotic translation initiation factor 3 subunit E-B-like (gene eIF3e). Gene Ontology annotation, cellular component: nucleus; cytoplasm; eukaryotic translation initiation factor 3 complex. Gene Ontology annotation, molecular function: translation initiation factor activity. Gene Ontology annotation, biological process: translational initiation. The record is from RefSeq and is a predicted model, not a curated record. Lineage: Eukaryota; Metazoa; Arthropoda; Arachnida; Scorpiones; Buthidae. The transcript has 11 exons. The coding region runs from base 79 to 1254 and encodes 391 amino acids.
AUAUAUUUUUUAUUUAUUUAGAUAUAUGGUGAGAAAGAAUUAUUGCAAGGAAAAUUAGAUUUACUUAGCAAUACUAACAUGGUGGAUUUUGCUAUGGAUAUUCAUGGACAUUUAUAUCCAAAUGAAGAAAUUCCAGAAGAAUUGAGAAAUAAACGUUCCCAGGUAGUGGCACAGAUGCUGGAGCUUCAGGCAGAAACAGAACCGAUAAUAAAAAUAUUUAUGGAUCCCAUUGUCACUCAGGAAAUGAUGAAAACAAGAGAUAGCAGACAGCUACUAAAAUUUCUGAUGGAAAAUUUUAAUUUCAAGUUAGAAAUGAUGGAUUCGUUAUUUACAUUCGCCAAAUUCCAAUAUGAGUGUGGAAAUUAUUCUGCUGCUGCUGAAUAUCUUUCUUUCUACUGCCUCUUGGUACCACCCACUGACAGAAAUAUGUUGAAUGGAUUGUGGGGUAAAGUUGCCUCUGCAAUUCUCAUGCAGGACUGGGAUACGGCUUUAGAAGACCUGCACCGUCUCAAGGAUUUUAUAGAUAAUAAUACAUUCGGAUCUGCCUUGCAGUCUCUGCAGCAACGGACAUGGCUUAUACAUUGGAGUCUGUUUGUUUUCUUUAAUCACGUAAAAGGAAGAGAUUUAAUUAUUGAUAUGUUUCUUCUCCAGCAACAGUAUUUAAAUGCCAUUCAAACAAUUUGUCCACAUAUUCUGAGAUACCUAGCGACUGCAGUUAUAACUAAUAAACAACACCGACCUGUGCUUAAAGAAUUAGUAAAAGUUAUACAGCAGGAAUCUUAUGCCUAUAGAGAUCCAAUUACAGAAUUUGUUGAGUGCUUAUAUGUAAAUUUUGAUUUUCAUGGAGCGCAGAGGAAACUUCGUGAAUGUGAAGCGGUGUUGGUCAAUGAUUUCUUUCUUGUGGCAUGUCUAAAUGAUUUUAUAGAGAAUGCCCGUCUUUCCAUAUUCGAAACUUUUUGUCGCAUACAUGAAUGUAUUUCUAUUGACAUGUUAGCUGAAAAACUGAACAUGUCACCGGAAGAAGGAGAAAAGUGGAUUGUUAAUUUAAUUCGUAAUGCACGACUGGAUGCUAAAAUUGAUUCAAAACUGGGUCAUGUGGUGAUGGGAACGCAAGCAGUUUCUCCUUACCAGCAGCUCAUUGAAAAGACAAAAACACUGUCCUUCAGAUCCCAGUUGUUAGUAAUGAAUAUAGAAAAGAGAGUUACAACUAGCAGUUCUGGAAAAGCUUCUCAUUGGGGAAAUCAAGAUUUUUGAAUUUAUAAGUGUAUUUGUAAA